This is a messenger RNA of Didymosphaeria variabile, 675 nucleotides long. RefSeq lists its product as uncharacterized. Gene Ontology annotation, biological process: inositol metabolic process; signal transduction. The record is from RefSeq and is a predicted model, not a curated record. Gene Ontology annotation, molecular function: inositol monophosphate 1-phosphatase activity. Bases 1 to 675 code for a protein of 224 amino acids. Lineage: Eukaryota; Fungi; Ascomycota; Dothideomycetes; Pleosporales; Didymosphaeriaceae. The transcript has a single exon.
AUGGACGACAUCUCGCGCGAAGAACUUGAUGGGAUAUACGCUUUCGCAGUGCAGCUGGGCAAAGAUGCAGGUCGUAUGCUCAUGGACGCGGCGAAAGCCAGGAUGAGCCACGCAGACUCAAGCGCGCAGAAAGAGCAUGUGCAAAAGAUGAAUGCAGUCGAUCUAGUCACCGAGACAGAUGAGGAUGUCGAAGCGUACCUCAAGACCCAGAUUACUUCCCGCUAUCCAAGCCACAAUUUCGUCGGCGAAGAAUCUUACUCAAAAGGCGCGUCGAGGGACUACUUGAUCAACGACGAACCGACAUGGUGCGUGGAUCCUCUGGAUGGGACGGUUAAUUACAUCCAUCUCUUCCCCAUGUUCUGCGUCAGCAUCGCCUUCAUUCAUAGAUCGAAACCCCUGAUCGGCGUUAUCUACGCGCCCUUCCUCAACCAAUUCUUCAAGUCCUGCGCCGGCCGCGGCGCCUGGCUCAACGACACGCAGCCCCUUCCCCUCCUGAGAAAUCCCAUCCCCCCGAUGCCGGAGAAGGCGCCGAGCGGGUGCGUGUUCAGCUGUGAGUGGGGAAAGGAUAGGAGGGAUGGCCCAGAUAGCAAUAUGCAUAGAAAGGUGGAGAGCUUUGUGAAUAUGGCGAGUGAGGUUGGGGGAGGCAGGGGAGGGGAGGUAUGGUGCACGGUGUGA